AGGCCAUCAAGCCCCCUGUCCAUCCCAAACUGAAACUGAAACUGAAAACUGAACGAUGACCUUGGUAUUAAUAUGUCUUAUUUUUCCCUUCCGUCUAGGACUGAUUAUUUGAGAGGAUAUUUGACGGAAGUUCAAAAACUGCGAUUAAAUCGUCUACGUUUAGAGUUUCGUUUCUUUCACCGAGUAGUGAAUUACUGGGAUUCUCUACCAGAACACGUAAUAUUAACACCUGUUGAUAUAUUCAAUUCGAGACUGGACCUGCACAGUGUUACAAGCACAAACAACCGAAAAAGGGGGAAUAAAGGGGUAAAUGCUUUGGAAGAGAAAGGGGAAAACGCAGCUAGCUGCAAGGGUUAAUAUCCGUCGACAGACCUCCUAUCCUUAUCACUGAAUAAGUGUAUAUUUCCUUCCAAAGCAGAUUGUGUCUAAUCUUAGGCGCACACUACUUAACUGCUUAAUGUCAUUCAUCCCCUAAUCAAGAGGGUUUGGUGAAGCUAGGUCUUGUGGAUAUUAUGACUCUUAGCAGUGUGGCUGAGAAGCUUUUCCAACAUUUUAACAUUGAUACCAAACAGUGGUCAUACUCACGUAUAACUGUCGCAUUAUUAGCUCAUGAAUCUUUUGGGAUUGGUUUAGCUCUGGGUUUUUGGAUAAUAUGCUAUAAAAAGCAACCAGUUAGGUGUCUCACAUCAUUUGCUCCCGUUGCCAUACAAAACAUUUAUUCAAAAGGAUUGAAUUGGUCGGCAAGAAAACUCCGUCAGUUACCUUUAUUCGUUUCUUCACAGGCAGAUCCUAAUCGGAUUCUUAUUAGUGGAGCAGAGAGUUACGUACUUCGUAAAAUAUUGUCACCUCUUACUAUUCCUGGGAAGAUAUACAUAGCCGUUCUAGUUUCCGGUAUUGUCUGCUGAGAACUGGAAGCAGUCUACUCUUUUGUACAAAGCCAUCAUUUCAUAAAAAUACAUAUGACGUUAUUUAUUCACUAAAUGACACUUGUUAAAUUAAAUGCUGGUAAUUUUUAUAUAAAUCAUUUUGCUACAUAGCUUACUUGUCUAACUCGUAUGAAGGAUAGUUCAACUGGGUUUAUGCUAGGAUAUGCAUGGCAUGAAAUAUGCAUUAUGGUGGUGCUCUACUCAUUUGUAUGAUAAGCAAAAACUAUCUAGUUAGCAUUUUAUUUCAAUAUCAUAAAUUGCGUCCUCAUCAGGUUCAUUAAAACACUUUAUCAAUAGUUGUUUGUGCAAACAUGUAAUGUUUGACCUUUGGUAGGUUUUGUCUAACCUGAAGGUACUUUGUGUACUUAGAGGGUGUGUGAGGGAGAAUCUCGAAGAGAACAAGAGAAAAAAUUACCCGACGAAUCAAUGAGCUUAUUGAUGCGUUUGUGUUUAAUGAUGAAAGCAAUCGACCGAUAAAACAGGUGUAAUAUUAAUCCGGUUUGGUGAUCGAAACUAAAAUUGGUUAGUGUUUGGUCUCGAAUAAGUUACAUAUGUCCUACUUUGAAAACUUUCUGCGAUGAAUAGAGUCAUAAAAAAUUUUUAUACAAGUAUGGCUUAAGUUAUUGAAUGUCACCGUCAACUGAGUAUGACAGUUAACAUUUCAAAUCAAAGCGCGUGAAGUAAGUUUAUAAAUGGUAGAUAACUACUAUUGACCAGGGUCCCUGAAUCUUAUGUUCAAAU
Messenger RNA from Schistosoma haematobium, 1667 nucleotides. RefSeq lists its product as uncharacterized. The record is from RefSeq and is a predicted model, not a curated record. The coding region runs from base 513 to 905 and encodes 130 amino acids. The transcript has 3 exons. Lineage: Eukaryota; Metazoa; Platyhelminthes; Trematoda; Strigeidida; Schistosomatidae.